AAAAGAGAGAAGAGUUUGUGUAUGGUCCAUAUUAUGGAGCUGGCAAUGUGUAUAUGAAUGUAAAAAGAGAGAGAAAGUGAGUGACUGUGCAUUCGCGUUUCCAUAGCCAUAUAGAAGAAGUGAUACAAGUAGUGAAGGAGAAGAUAAUCGAUACUUUAUAAUAAAAUAAAAAUAAUAUUUAUUUUGUUUGUUUGUUAUAAAUUUUAAUCUAUGAUCUUGUUGCUUAGUGUUUUCUGCUCCGCUACUCUUCUUCAAUUCAUUCAAACCACACUAUUUUAUUUUUUGUUUCUUUCUUUCAUCUUCAUUUUCUCCCAACAACCACCACUCCCUCUCUCUCUCUCUCUUGCUGUUAAAUCCACCUUCCUCUCUCUCUCUCUCUCUCUCUCUGCUGCAGCAUCCUUUUCUUUCAUUCUAAUUUCUAACUAACUGUUGAGUCAGAAAAACAUUCUAACUCUGUUAUUUCUUAACCACUUUCUUCUUCCUUUCUCUCUCUAACAACUUCAACAAACGAUUGAUAUUCCGAUGGAAACGUCGGAAAAUUGCUCUGUUAAAGUUGCUCUUCACAUUCGUCCUCUCAUUGCUGAUGAACGACAACAAGGUUGCUCUCAAUGUGUUUCUGUUAACCAUGGAAAGCCUCAGGUUCAAAUUGGGUCUCAUUCCUUUACAUUUGAUCAUGUUUAUGGAAAUGGCGGAUCACCUUCAUCCGAAAUGUUUGAGGAAUGUGUUGCUCCAUUGGUGGACGGGUUAUUCCAAGGGUUCAAUGCUACUGUACUUGCUUAUGGUCAGACGGGAUCCGGGAAAACAUAUACCAUGGGAACGGCUUACAAUGAUAAUAGUCAGACAGGAUUAAUUCCUCAGGUUAUGAGUGCCUUGUUCAACAAGAUUGAAACUCUAAAGCAUCAGGCAGAAUUUCAGUUGCAUGUUUCCUUCAUUGAGAUUUUGAAGGAAGAAGUAAGGGACUUGUUGGAUAUGGUAUCUAUGGGAAAAUCAGAUAACUCUAGCUCUAAUGGCCAUUCUGGAAAAAUAACUAUUCCUGGGAAGUCACCGAUACAAAUUCGUGAAACAUCCAGUGGCGUAAUAACACUGGCAGGGACAACUGAAGUUUCUGUAAGUACAUUACAGGAGAUGGCUGCUUACUUGGAGCAGGGUUCUUCAAAUAGGGCAACAGGAAGUACAAAUAUGAACAACCAAUCCAGUCGGUCACAUGCCAUCUUCACAAUUACAUUAGAACAGAUGCGCAAACUCCAUUCAUUUUCUCCCAACAAUGACACUUCAGACGAGGAUAUGGGUGAAGAAUACCUUUCAGCAAAGCUACAUUUGGUAGAUCUAGCUGGAUCUGAGCGAGCUAAAAGAACUGGUUCUGAUGGUAUUCGUUUAAAAGAAGGUAUACACAUCAAUAAAGGUCUUCUUGCACUUGGUAAUGUCAUAAGUGCACUGGGGGAUGAGAAAAAGCGAAAGGAGGGUGUACAUGUCCCUUAUCGGGAUAGCAAACUCACUCGACUAUUACAGGAUUCACUAGGAGGAAACAGCAAAACUGUCAUGAUAGCUUGCAUUAGUCCUGCUGACAUCAAUUUUGAGGAAACUCUUAAUACCCUUAAGUAUGCAAACCGAGCACGCAACAUACAAAAUAAGCCUGUUGCUAAUCGAGAUUUGAUAUCCAAUGAGAUGCAGCAAAUGCGCCAUCAGUUAAAGUACUUGCAGGCUGAGCUCUGUUCUCGAGAAGGAGGUUCGGUUGAUGAAGUGCGGGUUCUUAAGGAAAGGAUCAUUUGGCUUGAGGAAACUAAUGAGGAACUCUAUCGAGAACUUCAUAAAUAUCGCAGUAGAUGUUCUUUUUCAGAAAGAUGUGAUAUUGACGAAACAGAUGGACAUGUUUAUCUCAUGAAAAAUGAUGGGCUUGAGCGGCGCUUUCAUAGCUCAGAGUUAUCUGACCAUCUAGUGGCUGGAAGCAUGUCAGGUGAGGAUUCAAGGGAAGCUGAUGAAGUAGUAAAAGAGUUGGAGCAUACACUCCUGCAAAAUACCAUGGAUAGAGAGAUGCACGAGUUAAAUAAACGUUUGGAGCAGAAAGAGACUGAGAUGAAGCUCAUGGGAGGUGAUCCUGAAGCUCUCAGGCAGCACUUUGGAAAGAAAAUUUUGGAACUUGAGGAAGAGAAAAGAAAAGUGCAGCAAGAGAGGGACCGAUUGUUGCAUGAAGUAGAGAAUCUUGCGGUUAAUUCAAAUGGACUGGCACAUAAAACACAAGAUGUUCGUGGCCAAAAAUUGAAAGCAUUGGAAGCACAGAUUUUAGACCUCAAGAAGAAACAAGAAAACCAGGUGCAGCUACUAAAGCAGAAGGAGAAGAGUGAAGAAGCAGCCAAAAGACUGCAAGCUGAAAUACAGUAUAUUAAGGCUCAAAAGGUUCAGUUGCAGCAUAAAAUAAAACAAGAGGCGGAACAAUUUCGACAAUGGAAAGCUUCCCGUGAAAAGGAGUUACUCCAGUUGAAAAAGGAGGGAAGAAGGAAUGAGUAUGAAAGACAUAAACUUGAGGCUCUAAACCAGCGCCAGAAAAUGGUUCUUCAUAGAAAGACAGAGGAAGCUACAAUGGCUACCAAAAGGCUAAAAGAGUUGUUGGAAGCCCGCAAAUCUUCUCCACGUGACCACUCUGUUUAUUCAAAUGGACAUCUACAGCCUGGGCAGAUCAAUGAAAAAUCCCUCCAUAGGUGGCUUGACCAGGAGCUGGAGGUACUGGUGCAUGUGAAUGAAGUUCGUGCUGAAUUUGACAAACAAAACCAAGUGUAUGUGAUCACAAUUUUUUGCUGGAGUAAACACAUUCCAAAACUUUAUUUAAAUUUUACCAUUUUUUAUUUGAAUAUUAUAUUUAGUCAUGCUGCACUGGAAGAAGAAUUGGCUUUCCUGAAACUAGUGGAUCAGUUUUCAGAUCGGCAGAGUAUCCCCAAUGGAAACAGCCGGUAUUCAAGACUGUUAUCAAUGUCAGCAGAUGCAAAAGUUGCGAGAAUAGCUUCUCUUGAGAACAUGGUGGGCAUGUCUUCAGCUGCUUUGAAAGCCAUGACUUCACAACUUACUGAGGCAGAAGAAAGAGAACGAGCAUUAAAUAACCGUGGACGUUGGAAUCACUUACGCUCAAUGGGAGAGGCAAAGAAUGUGCUUCAGUUUUUGUUCAAUUCUACUGCAGAAGCAAGGUGCCACUUGUGGGAAAAGAAUAUGGAACUGAAGGACUUAAAAGAGCAACUUAAUGAGCUUGUAAGACUACUACAACAAAGUGAAGCGCAGAGAAAGGAACUUGUAAAAGAGAAAGCAAUUGGGGAACAAGCCGUUGCCAUCACAUUAAAUACACCACCAUCAGAAAGUUCGCGGUCCUUGAAACACCUUGCGGAUGAAAUGAGUGGCCCAUUGUCCCCGAUGUCACUUCCCGCACCAAAGCAACUCAAAUUCACCCCUGGAGUUGUUAAUGGCUCAAUCACGGUUUCAGCUGCAUUUCUAGAUGAAGCACGAAAGAUGAUUCCCAUUGGAGAUUUGUCAGGGAAGAAACUAGCAGCUAUAGGACAAGCUGGAAAACUUUGGAGGUGGAAGAGAAGUCAUCAUCAAUGGCUGCUACAGUUUAAAUGGAAGUGGCAGAAGCCCUGGAAACUCUCAGAAUGGAUCAAACACAGUGAUGAAACAAUCAUGAGGUCAAGGCCUCGAGCACAAGCUUUGAUUAAUGUGAUGUGACUUUGUGCUCAUAUGAAGGGACAUUUUUAUCUCUGAAACCUGACAACUGUGUUUUAUCAA
Messenger RNA from Cicer arietinum (chickpea), 3765 nucleotides. Lineage: Eukaryota; Viridiplantae; Streptophyta; Magnoliopsida; Fabales; Fabaceae. The record is from RefSeq and is a predicted model, not a curated record.